This is a messenger RNA of Macadamia integrifolia, 1392 nucleotides long. Its product is annotated as classical arabinogalactan protein 6-like. The transcript has a single exon. The record is from RefSeq and is a predicted model, not a curated record. Bases 556 to 1089 code for a protein of 177 amino acids. NCBI's taxonomy places the organism in Eukaryota, Viridiplantae, Streptophyta, Magnoliopsida, Proteales, Proteaceae.
UUCUUCUUGAAUCGAUUCUACUCCUCCACCAGAAGUUCUUAAUUUCUUAUUCAGAAUUCCUUCCUCGAUUUCGUUCUUCCUCAACCUCAAUCAAUUCCAUUAUUAUAUACAUAUAAGAACAAGAUCUGGGUAUUCGAUUCCUGCAUUUCUUCGUUUUCUAAUCCCACCGCAUUGCUUCUGAAGUUCUUAAACCCUUUUUUUUUUUUUUCUCUUUUUUCGUCGUUAUCUAGGUCUAGGGCUUCGGGAUUCGUAUCCACAUUUACUUCGCUUUCCUUUUUUAACGGAUUAUUAGUUGCUCAGGAUUGAUUUGCUUCCGUAGAUCUGGUUGGUAGCGUUACUCUCACUACCGUCUAGUUUCUUCACAUUUAUUUUUUAUUUUUUAUAUUUGUCUAGUUUCUUCACAAGUCGACAUCGUUUCCCACCUUCUUCUCACUUUUCUACUGUUAACCCUUCUUCUCGAAUCCAAUUGCAACCUUAAAACCUUCCAAUCUUUGGUUGAUCUUGGAAAACGAAGAAGAAAUCAGUUUCCUGUGGCAUUGUUGUUGUUGUUGGGUCAUGGGGAGAAUGCUCAGACUUGUCUCGUUUCUUCUCGUGUUGCAAAUGCUGUUCUUAGCAGAUCUACAUUUCGCCGUCGCUGCAGAUCCGCCGCAGUUGGCACCGGCACCGGCACCGGCUCCCGAAAUUGCAGGAACCCAUUCUUCCUCUCCCAUUGGGUUACCCCCUUCUCCUGAAACCGGUGCUCCAUCGCCUGGACCGUCGUCGGAGUAUAACUCUCCUCCUGCACCUACUCCGUCAGAUCUAGGGUCUACCCCAUCUCCAACACCGUCCCCUGAAAUAUCGUCGCCGGCCCCAACACCCGAUGCCAGCGACAUUAAUCACAACGCCAAAGGUGCCGCCCAGGAUGAGACGGUAAAUUCCGACCCCGCUACUUCGGGCGGCGGACUAACAGGUGGACAGAAGGCAGGAGUUGCCGUUGGAAUCAUCGCCGCUGCUUGCAUCGUUGGACUGGCUGGUAUCGUUUACAAGAAGCGUCAAGAUAACAUCCGAAGGACCCAGUACGGCUACGCCGUUAGGAGAGAGCUUCUCUGAGGUCCCAGUGUCUUACUCGGUUUCUUAAAGCGUUAAAAACGAGAGCAUAUAUUACCUCAUACUAGUUAGUAGUUCCAGUUCCCUCUUUAUAUGAUUCUUUAGUUUUUUUUUUUUUCUCGUUUUAAUUUUCUUGAAUGUUGUUGAGAUUGAUUCGUUAUAUUCUUUGAGAUUCAGGAAGAAACAUUCAGUGAUUUAUAUGGAUGAUUUGAUAACUGGUAGUCGUAAAAUCAAUUUUUAAUGUAAUUUUGUGGCACUUCAAGUUGGUUAUUGUAGAUAUUUUUAUUGGAUUCAAUUAUUUCAUAU